AUGCCCGCUGCCACCCGUGCCGUCCUGCGCCAAUCGCAGUUCCUGACCCGGAGAACCGCCGUCAGACACGCUUCCUCCAGCUCGGAGAAGGCUAGCCAGACUGCUUCCCAGGCCGCUUCCAAGGCCCAGCAGGGUCUAUCCAAGGCCACUGCUGCUGCUGGCCCUGCCCUCAACAAUGCUGCCUCUGCCCUGCGCAAGAUCGGCGGCCCCGUCGGCAAGGUCGUUUCGUUCAUCGACGCCAUGAUCCCCCCAGCCAUCUACUACUCCCGUGUUGGCCUUGAGCUCGGCAAGCUUGUCUUCCGUGGCCAAAAGAUGACUCCUCCCAACUUGGCCACCUUCCAGUCAUACUUCCAGCCUCUUAUCAACGCUGCCAGCAACCCCGCCACUCUCAAGAACAUCAGCCUCCCGUCGCCCCAGAACUUCCUCGCUCGUGUCCGCAACGCCAACGCCAAGGAGAUUGCUUUUGUCGGUGUCACUGCCGCGGAAGUAAUUGGAUUCUUCACCGUUGGUGAGAUCAUUGGCCGUUUCAAUCUGGUCGGCUACCGCGGCGAGGUCUCUCACCACUGA
This is a messenger RNA of Penicillium chermesinum, 567 nucleotides long. Its product is annotated as F1F0 ATP synthase subunit g. Gene Ontology annotation, molecular function: proton transmembrane transporter activity. Gene Ontology annotation, biological process: proton motive force-driven ATP synthesis. The coding region runs from base 1 to 567 and encodes 188 amino acids. The transcript is spliced from 3 exons. Lineage: Eukaryota; Fungi; Ascomycota; Eurotiomycetes; Eurotiales; Aspergillaceae. The record is from RefSeq and is a predicted model, not a curated record.